Messenger RNA from Planococcus citri (citrus mealybug), 2789 nucleotides. RefSeq lists its product as uncharacterized. Bases 982 to 2592 code for a protein of 536 amino acids. The record is from RefSeq and is a predicted model, not a curated record. NCBI's taxonomy places the organism in Eukaryota, Metazoa, Arthropoda, Insecta, Hemiptera, Pseudococcidae. The transcript has 9 exons. Gene Ontology annotation, molecular function: nucleic acid binding.
CCAUGUACCCAUUCAAAAUUUUGAAAAAUUCGCGAAAAACAAGAAAACGGUGCUUUUUCCAUAAGACACCAUGUAAGUCUCAGCCUCCUUGCGACGUUGCCCUUUUUGUGCGCCCAGGCCUUUUACUAUAGGUGGUGUUGAAUCAGCUCUGUAUGAAUUGAAUUUUUUUCUAUUCCCUAUAAUACUAUGGUCGAAGAAAUUUUCAAAGCACGUGCAUGGUUUGUCUUGUAAAUUUGUUUCACUACUGAAUUUUAAGUAAUUACUUAUCAGUGCGUUUUGAUGAAACCUUUCACCUUUCAAUAUCAUAUUUGUGAAAUGUAAACAAACGAAAUUGAUUAGCCUGUGAUCAAUCAAAGUUUUCUAGUAUGAACAAUUCGCGGUAAUUAGUUUCAAAGAUUCAGAGCACCUAUAUACCUAUAACAUUGAGCGUUUUCAGUUCGAUUUGCUAAGUUAGAGCUCAUCUAAUUGAAUUAAACUAGAUAAUAUCAAGAAUCGACGUGAUUACGAAAAAUGGUGAACGAAAUCGGAUACUUGAUUAAAGUCAACAAAGAUGGCAGUAAAGCACUGGAGCGUCCUGUUUUCCAAGAUUGUCUUAUUGGUAGCAGUGACGAUUGCGAUUUAAAAAUCGUCCCUGCGGAUGUCCAUGUUCCGAUGCCGUAUUGUCGUAUCAAAUUUACAAAUAACGAGAUGUGUAUAUUCAGCCUCGCUUACUUAAAUACUGUUUACGUAAAUGGAAAACAAGUUCCCGUUUACAAUGAUGGCCAAGCUCUAAAAGACAAAGAUAAAAUCGUUAUAAACUACGAUCAUAUGUUCGAAUGGAAGACCACCGCUGAUCAACCUCCUGAUGAAGCAUCAAUGAAUGUUUCCUCGCCGAUGGAAACGGAUACUUAGAUAGGUCAUGGCGAUAGUUUGUUUUGUUUUUUAUAUAAUGCGUGGAAAAAUAAGCCUGAAAAAAUUGAACGUACCGUAUUGAAAGUUGAAAUGAAAUUAGGUGACACUAAGGAAUUGUUGAAAGCAUUUUGUUCGAAGUUUGGAAAAGUGCAAAGAAUCAUUUCACUUGAUUUUUCUGAAAAGAAAUUUGCUUUCAUUUAUUUUAAAAAAUCCACCGCACUGGCUAAAGCUUUGAAAAGCCCGAUAAAUGAUAAAAUUUUUUACAAGUUGAAUAUUGAUUCCUGGAAGGCCUUAUCGAGCAACGAACUAAUCGAGGAAUUGAAGUCAUCAAUGAAUACAAGAAAAGUUGUUUAUGAUAUGUUCUGCGACGCGAAGAAUCCGUUGGAAUUGAGCAAGCUGAUUGUGGAUGAUAUUACAAAGUUAUGCAAGAAAGCAUGUGUCCGCAUUACUUCAGUACCCGUGAUGUUUUUCAUAGAUUUAUUACUGAUUAAGCUUGAAGAAAACACGGAUGAUGAUCCUAUAAGCAGUUUAGGUUCUGCAGAUGAAAUAAGAGAAGGCAAUUUUCCUAUUCCAUUGUCGCUUCCGGUCCCACCUCUAAAAUUUAAACCAUCAGCACCGAUGGGAAAACAGCCGAUUAUUACUACAACAAAGGUUACCAAAGUACCAAACGCAGAACGAGAACUUUUUGUACCUCUAGGUUUUAACCUUUUUGAUAACGAACCCCUACCACAUGUGGAUGAUCUUGAAUAUACAGAGUCGGAUGACAAAAAAUAUAAAGCGUUCGUUGAAAUGACAAAUUUACUUGAAAAAAUGUCACGUUUAAACGAACCCUGGGCUACAUACGCUCUAAAUGCAAUUGGAAUGUUACCCGAUAAUGAGGAUUAUGAAAACAUUCAGGCUAAAGAAGUUCUGCCCACACCUACCAAGAAACGUAAACUAAGUCGGCCGUCAUCUAGUUCCAGCAAGACAUCCCAAUCAUCAGGGGUUUCUGAUGAACUGGCUGACAAAUUAGGAAUGAUUUCAUUCGUUAGUUUUGAAGAAAGUAAUGUUACACAGAUAUCCAAUGAUAAACUGCACGUAGACGUCUUAAUUAUUUGCGAAAGUAUUGAAAUGUGUCGUUGCUUAAGUGUAACGUUUGGGAUUAUCAAUAUCGAUGAAAUUGUAGUGGAUUUUAGGAAUCGUAAAGACGAGUCGAAGAAGUUUACGUUUAGGAGCUUCGGAAUAAAACGCGAUUUACGUGAAUGGUGGUGUAAAAAAAUAGCUGAACGGAAGCAUAAAAUUUUCCGGAUGUUACAAACUCGGUACUCCGAGUAUUUGGCAACGGGCUGGAAUAACAUUGCUAUAACUUGUUGCCCGAAUGUUACUUCCAACACAGUUGCUAAUUUCUACGCGUACUUGGGUACAUCAGAUCAAGUCCGCUCCUUGAAUAUGGAUCUGUAUUCGUGUGCUGUCCGGUACGACCCAGAAAAUCUGUUUCUAAGUGGCGUCGAAGGUCUUACUACAAUAAUAGAUCACGCAUUAGGCAAACGUGUUUCUAUACCAAUGCGAUUACGGUUUUGGAAGAAAUAUUAUAAUGUAAAUGUAAGCGCAAUUUGUAUUAUACCUUUUUUUGUAUUACGAAGUUUAUCUGAAGAAAGUAUUCAAAAACAUACUCGUGAAAUCCACUUUAAACCCGAACCUUUAUUAUUUAAAGUUGAGUGAAGCUUAUUGUUAUAUUUUUUGAUUAUUACCAUAAUUUCGUGAUUUCUUGUGAUAAUUUGUACCUCAUGUAAUUUUCCAUGUUUUUGAAAAGAUAAAUUACUUAGUAAGGUACCUCUACCUAUAGCUUUAUAUUUCACAGAACUGAUGAUGAUUUUUUGCUUGAUCGUAGUUAAUAAUAUAUGAAUAAUCAAUGUUUA